GGGGCCAACCGCACGCUGCGGCUACCGCCGGUAUUUCCGAUCCCGGUUGGGCCCCGGCCGCAGCCUGCUGCUGCCGGGGCCGCGGGAGGAUGCGGCGCCUGGUGCGAGUGGCGCUGCUCUGCCUGGGUUGCGGCUUGUGCUCAUUGCUCUACGCCUUCAGUCAACUGGCUCUGUCGCUGGAGCAGGAGACGCCGCGACGGCGGGGAGACCCCACUUUUCCAGUCCGGAGGCAGCUGAGUGGAGACGGCGGCUGGAGGGCAGCAGCGGGAAGCGCAGGCCCGGCAAGCCACUCGGGCCUCGCUGAUCAGUGUAAGAAGGUGUCUGUAUCUUACUGGAAUUCCUAUUGGAUGCUGCCCUCUGAUGUUUGUGGAAUGAACUGCUUUUGGGAAGCUGCUCUUAGAUAUGAUUUUGUGAACACUCUGUCUUCUGAGAAGAUGCACUUGGCAGUGGUAGCCUGUGGUGAAAGAUUGGAGGAGACAGUUACUAUGUUGAAAUCAGCCAUUAUUUUCAGCAUCAAGCACCUGCAGUUUCAUAUCUUUGCAGAGGACCCACUACAUAGAGACUUCCAAGCAAUGCUUGGCAGUUUGGCAUAUCAAGGAAAAUUUAAUUAUACUUUGUAUCCCAUCUCAUUUCCAACUGAAAAUGCAGCAGAAUGGAAGAAACUAUUCAAGCCCUGUGCUUCUCAAAGACUUUUCUUGCCUUUAAUUCUCAAAGAUGUGGACUCUUUGUUGUAUGUUGAUACAGACAUCUUGUUCUUAAGACCUGUUGAUGAUAUUUGGUCUUUUUUGAAAAAAUUUAAUUCUUCUCAAAUUGCUGCAAUGGCACCAGAGCAUGAGGAGCCUCGUAUUGGAUGGUAUAAUCGCUUUGCUAGGCAUCCGUAUUAUGGAAAAACUGGAAUAAAUUCUGGUGUGAUGUUAAUGAAUAUGACCCGUAUAAGAAGAAAAUAUUUCAAGAAUGAUAUGACAACAGCACGGUUACGUUGGGAAGAAAUUCUUAUGCCGCUGUUAAAAAAAUACAAAUUGAAUAUAACAUGGGGUGAUCAGGAUCUUCUGAACAUCAUGUUUUUUCAUAAUCCAGAAAGCCUGUUUGUGUUUCCUUGCCAAUGGAACUAUCGUCCUGACCACUGCAUUUAUGGAAGCAAUUGUCAGCAGGCUGAAAAAGAAGGAAUAUUUAUCCUUCAUGGAAACAGAGGUGUUUAUCAUGAUGACAAACAACCAGCUUUUCGGGCUGUGUAUGAAGCAAUAAAAUAUUAUUCAUUUGGUGAUGACCUGGUACAUUCCUUGCUGCUACCCCUUGAACUGGAGCUACAAAAGACACAACAUACUUACUGUGGAAGAAUAUACAAAGUGUUCAUAAAGCAGCUAACAAAAAGCAUAAGGGACAUUUAUGAUAGAAGUUCUAAGGGAAGGUGAUCCAAACUGCUGAAUUAAACAACACAGAUGUGGGAGAGUAUCUGAUGCCUGAAGGAUAUUCAUGCAAGAAAUUGAAUAAUACUCUAAUAACUCGUUAGUCAUGUGCCCAGAAAUGUCUCCCAGUGUGGACAAAAUGAAGAUGCUGAAUAUGCUGCAGAAAAUGUUGCAAGUUCAGUUAGUACAGAUAUUCACCACAGUGAAUAAGUUACUCAGUUUUGUAUUCAGGUUUAGUCUGCAUAACUCACUUGUUUGU
Messenger RNA from Gekko japonicus, 1665 nucleotides. It is a transcript of the gene GXYLT1, whose product is annotated as glucoside xylosyltransferase 1. The record is from RefSeq and is a predicted model, not a curated record. Lineage: Eukaryota; Metazoa; Chordata; Lepidosauria; Squamata; Gekkonidae. The coding region runs from base 90 to 1412 and encodes 440 amino acids. Gene Ontology annotation, molecular function: UDP-xylosyltransferase activity. Gene Ontology annotation, biological process: protein O-linked glycosylation via N-acetylgalactosamine. The transcript has 10 exons.